Molecule: messenger RNA, 1217 nt
Organism: Drosophila arizonae
Lineage: Eukaryota; Metazoa; Arthropoda; Insecta; Diptera; Drosophilidae
Product: putative gustatory receptor 93c
Biological process (GO): sensory perception of taste
Cellular component (GO): membrane
Source: RefSeq, a predicted model, not a curated record
UACAACAUUCCGCAAAUUCCCUCGCUUAGUCAUGUUCGGUCGGCAUCGCCAGCUGAGCGCCUCCUCGCUCUCCGCGAGCAUCUUGCAUGUAGGUUUUCGUUAUGCCACAUUUCUGGGAAUCAUCUGUUUUGGCAUCGAGGGCAAUCGCACCGAUGGCUGCCUGGUCGCCCAGAACCGCUUCUGGUACAAGCAGUUCUGUCUGCUAACACGUUUGCUAAUAUGCGUCAUUUAUGGCUAUCUGAGUCUGGAUUACAUCUUCAUUCUGGAUAACUCCCAUUUGAUUAUACUGUCCUGGAUUCGGUUGGUGUGCUGCCUGAUCUGUGCCUUUGUCACCCUGACAUUGCAAUUCUGGUUUGGGCAACAUGUGCUCCGAGUGGUCAACAGUUAUUUGAGGCUAUUUCGCAAGGUCAACGCGCUGCCCGGCAGCCAGGCGAGCGGUUUUGGCGGCAGGCGGGAGUUGAGUUUGUUGAUCUUCAAGAUGAUUUGCCUCAUGAACGAAGUGUUCUGCGAAAUUCCGGAAUUGCUUAACGGCUUGAAUAUGCGACUCUUUGUAACCAUACUGUGUGAACUAUACGUUAACACCAAUGCCACCAUGAUCGGUCACCUCUGCUUUGUGGGCUACCUCAGCGUGGGCGCCCUCUACGCCCGGGUCAAUCAUUACGUGCGGCACGAGCUGCGACGCCAGCUGCAAGGACUGGAGCAGCCCAAUGGCUGUGAAGUGAGUCGACGACAGCUAAGGGCCGCUGGCUGCCGACUGGACCAGUGUCUGGCCAUCUACGAUGAUAUCCAGCGGGUGGGCAGCGCGUUUCAUCGGCUGAUGGAGCUACCACUAUGCCUCAUACUGCUCUUCGCCUUCUUGAGCAUGACAUUGGUGUCCUACUUCAUUAUGCUGCAACGAUUUCGUAAUGUGGGGCUCUGGUUGCUAGUGGCUCGAUUGUUCUUCGAUGUGGUGCUCCUGACACUGGCCAUUCAUGGUGCCAGCAGCAGUUCCCGCGUGGUGCGCCGACUAAGCUUCGACAAUUGCUACGUAACGGAACGCAACGAUUGGCACAUGAAGCUGGAGAUGUUUUUGGGUCGGUUGAAUUUUUUCGAGUUCCGAGUGCGUCCACUGGGACUAUUUGAGAUCUCCAACGAGCUGAUAUUGGUCUUUUUGUCUGGACUCGUAACAUAUCUAACAUACAUAAUACAAUAUGGCAUGCAAUCGAAUAAGAUUUAAA